Molecule: messenger RNA, 1365 nt
Organism: Pneumocystis murina B123
Lineage: Eukaryota; Fungi; Ascomycota; Pneumocystomycetes; Pneumocystales; Pneumocystaceae
Exons: 13
Coding region: 1-1365 (454 amino acids)
Biological process (GO): methylation
Cellular component (GO): cytoplasm
Molecular function (GO): nucleic acid binding
Source: RefSeq, a predicted model, not a curated record
AUGUUUAAUCCUAAUUCUACAGCUGUAUUUAAAGAUCAGGGCGUAGAUACAGGGUUAGGUUAUGUUAGUUUGCUAAAAUCAGUUACUUAUUUCAUGAGUUUAAAGGAUUAUGUGAUUUUAUUUGCACAGUCAUUUGAAGAUUUUCGUUUUCAAGAACUAGAAUCUCUUGCUAUUCUUGAAGGAAUAAAAGCAGAUUUCUCCAAUCAUCAUAAACAUACUCCAUAUCUUAUUGUUCGUUUGGAAAAUGAUACACAAGCCAAAAAACUGAUUCGCAGAUCCAUUUGUUGUAGAGCUAUUUAUUCACUCUGGGCCUGUGCUAAGUCAUAUAAUGAUCUUCAUUUUAUACUUCGACAAUCUGGCUUUACUGACAUUAAAAAGGAGCCGUUUCGUCAUGCUUCAUUUAAAUUUGUUGUGGAAAGCUUUAAUAAAUCUCAUUCAAUUGAACAUCAAAUUGCACUUAUUAAUAGUUUUUCUUAUUUGGCUUUAGAGGGGCCAGUUUUUAUGAAUAAUCCGGAAGAAAUUUAUGCAAUAUUAGAGGAAUGGACAGUUGAUUCAUUAAAAUAUGUUUUUAUGGGUCGACAAAUAGCCAAAAGUAGUCGGCAUGCUGUUAAUUGGUUCAAUCUAAAAAAAAGGCGAUAUAUUGGGAACACAUCUAUGGAUGCAGAGCUUUCUUUAAUUAUUGCAAAUCAAGCACUUGCAGAAAAAGGAAAACUUGUCUAUGAUCCAUUUGUUGGAACCGGUAGUAUUCUUCUUGCAUGUGCUUAUUAUGAAGCAAUGAUAAUGGGUACAGAUAUUGAUGGGCGACUUUUGCGUGGCCAAAAUGGUCGAUCAAUUCAUAGUAAUCUUGAGCAAUAUGGCUUAACUUCAAAAUUCCUUGAUAUUUUUACAAUGGAUUUUCUUCAUCCUGCUAUACGUGAUAGUCUUCUAUUAGAUAUCAUUAUUUGUGAUCCCCCAUAUGGUCUACGUGCAAGUCCAAAAACUCUAAGGAAAAAUGUUAAAAAUACAUCUCCUCCAAAAGAUGCAUCAGGCUGUUAUUUUCAUUUAAAAAAGGAUUACAUUCCGCCGACAGAACCUUAUUCAUUUGAUGAAUUGAUUGCAAAACUUAUGACAUUUGCAUCAGAUCAUCUUUUAACGGAAGGAAGACUUGUUUUUUGGAUGCCUAGUAUGGAAGAAAAACCAGAAGCCAGUGUUCCACAGCAUCCUAAUCUUUUAUUGAUUGCAAAUAGUAAACAAUGUUUUGGAAAAUGGUCCAGGAAACUUUUGACAUAUGUACGAAAAGACAGAACAGUUUUUAAUCAAAAUGUUACUCCAGAAAUAAUUGAAAAUAAGUUUCGUGAGAAAUAUUUUACAUCUAAAAACAAAUAA